This is a messenger RNA of Humulus lupulus (European hop), 1210 nucleotides long. RefSeq lists its product as uncharacterized. The record is from RefSeq and is a predicted model, not a curated record. Bases 273 to 821 code for a protein of 182 amino acids. Lineage: Eukaryota; Viridiplantae; Streptophyta; Magnoliopsida; Rosales; Cannabaceae. The transcript is spliced from 7 exons.
UCGUGAAAGCCAAGGCCCAUUUCACAAACCCUACCAUAUCUCUUCUCUAUUUCAUUCUACUAGCGGCAGCCACAUAAAGCCAAGGCUCAUCUCUCGUUUUUUUGUUGGAGUUCAUCUAUCACCUAGACGUUUGCGGAAGUCUGGUGGGGCUCGAUCGGCACAGGCGGGGCAAGCUCGAUUGGCGCAGCUGCAGAGGGACAAGACUCAGGGACGACUGCGGAUGGCUACAACGCGUCCGAGCCAGCAACUGUACUAUCCUCCAGCCGCUCGAGAUGACUUUUGCACCGACAAUCGAUGUGGCGAUAGGCUUAGUCAAGGGCUCCGAGCUUCAUGGAAACAGGCUUUGCAGCGAAGACUUUGAUUGGGGCAAGUGCAACCAACUUAUCUUAUUGAUUGAUAAAGUACCAUGGUUGAUUGAUGGAGAAGGUGUGCAGACAGAACUGAGUUUACCAAAUGUAGAAAAAACAAUUGGCUCAGUUUCAGAGCUUACAGAUGAUGAAGCUAAAGAUCUCUUGCAAGAUGCUAUUCAGGAAACAUUUGUUGUUUUUGGGGAUAUCAUCAAGCGAUUGAUAUUCUUCUGGCUGAGAUUGUUAUAUGAACUUUUUUCUUUCAAACAUUGCAAGGGGAGGAGAGUUAAGCUAGCUCUUUGUGAAGGUACACAUGCCCAUAGCAGGUCCACACUAGAGGUUCCAGUCUUUUAUUUCAUUCAUGGUGAACCUUUGUUUGUUGACAAACAUUAUCAGGCUAAGCACUUGGGAAAAGCAUCUCCAAUUAUGCAUUGCUUUUUUUUUUUACCGCCCCCAUACAUAGGAGGCCAAUAAAAGCUGCACUGGCUGCUGCUUCUGAACAAUUGGCUGGUCUUAUACCUCUACAUCUUGUUUACAGUCAAGCCCAUGAAACUGCAAUGGAGAUUCUAUAGUCAAGUAAAUGCAACUAUAGCCAUUCUCCACCCAAUUCACUGUACAAGAGAGAGAAAAGUGGAUGUGGUGUUUUAUAUGACUACAAUUCCUGCUUUUCUAGUUGUGUUGGGAGUUCUAAAUAUUGUGUUAAAGGUCAAGACGAUCGAAGCCAAAAGUCAAUUGAUUUUUGCAGUGAUUUGGAGAAGAGAAUUAUGUUGUCUUGUUGAUUGUUGAGAAUUGUUGUAUUAUAUAUUUUGAAGUUUAUGGAUUUAUAAUAUUAUAAUGAAUUUUUAUAGAGAAUUAUUUAGUCU